GGGGCUCGCCCCGCCGAGUUCCUCCCCGCGCUUCGAUCGGGAUGGGGCCCGGGCUGUGCGGCUGAAGGCAGCUAUGUAUCUGCUGGACAGCAGCGAGCCGCCGGCCGCCGCCUCUCCCGAGAGGAUGCAGCGGGGCACCCCCCAGAGGAAGACGGUCUACCGCAUCUCCGUGACCAUGGUGAAGAAGGAGCUGUUGGGGCCCGAGGGCGGCCCGGAGCCGGUGCACCGCGGGCGGCGGGGAGGCGGCCAGCUGGGCUCCUGCAGCCUUCCCCGCGCUGGGCUGCUGCUGGUGGAGGAGGAGGAGGGCGAGGAGCAAGAAGAGAGCGGCGAGGAAAAGGACCGAGUGCCCAGCCCCUGCGGUUUCCGCAACUUCAGGACCCUCAGCACCGGGCAGCUGGAGCUGGGCCGCCUCAAGGUGCCGCGGAGGACCGGGCAGCUCCCGGCCGAGUCGCCCUUCGGCUGGCCGCGGCACCCCGGCUCCCGGGAGGCGGCCACCUGUGGCGGGCACGGGGCUGCGGCCGGCGCUUCUCCCGUCGAGGCCGGUGGGCUGGAGGCCGCGGGGCCGGGGCACAGCCCGCGGAGGCAGCCGGGCCUGCUGCGGCGCAGCUUUAGCUUCAGGCAGUGGAGCGGCGGGGAGCUGCUGCGGGCGCGGGCGCUGGGCCGGGUGCGGAGGCACAGCAGCUCCGGCUGCCUCCCUGCACCGGCCGCGCCGAGCGAGGAGGCCGCGGCGCCCGGCUCGCCGCCCGCGGAGCCGCCCGCCGCUGAGAAGCGCAACACGCUGGACGUGGGUGAGGUGCUGAGCAAGGCUGAGCCGCUCACCGAGCUGGAGCGCUGGGAGCGGAGCAAGAGCAAGAAUCGCACGCUGGAUAACAGCGACCUGCAGCGACUCUCUGAACGCCUAGGGCGGGAGGGCCCCCCCGGGGGGCCCGCAGCCCACGAGCACCGCUUGCUGCGCUUCUUCAGCGGCAUCUUUGCCCGCAAGGACGGCACCUCUGCGCUCUUUGGCAGCCCCCACGGCCGAUCCCCACGUGGCAGCUUCUCCAGGUCCAGGGCGUAUUUCAGCAGUCUCCGGAGAGCUACGGCCGACAUCGAGUCCAGCUCUGAGAGCAUUGAUGGGUCCCUCUACAAAGAUGCCUUUGUAAAUAGCCAGGAAUGGACGCUAAGCAGAUCUGUACCAGAACUGAAAGUGGGGAUCGUGGGAAACCUAGCUAGUGGCAAGUCUGCACUUGUACACCGGUAUCUGACUGGCACGUAUGUCCAAGAAGAAUCACCUGAAGGUGGGAGAUUCAAGAAAGAGAUAGUAGUUGAUGGACAGAGCUAUCUGCUGCUGAUUAGAGAUGAAGGUGGCCCUCCAGAGGCACAGUUUGCCAUGUGGGUGGAUGCUGUUAUAUUUGUCUUCAGCUUGGAAGAUGAAGUUAGCUUCCAGACUGUUUACCACUACUACAGCCGUAUGGCUAACUAUCGUAACACUAGUGAAAUUCCAAUGGUACUAGUGGGAACUCAGGAUGCUAUAAGUUCCAGUAACCCACGCGUCAUAGAUGAUGCCCGAGCAAGGAAGUUAUCAAACGAUCUCAAGAGAUGCACUUAUUAUGAAACCUGUGCCACCUAUGGUCUCAAUGUGGAGAGAGUCUUUCAAGAUGUUGCUCAGAAGAUCGUUGCAACAAGGAAGAAACAGCAACUCUCUAUUGGACCCUGCAAAUCCCUACCAAACUCUCCAAGUCACUCAUCUGUGUGUUCUGCCCAGGUUUCUGCUGUACAUAUCAGCCAGACCAGUAAUGGAGGAGGGAGUUUAAGUGAUUAUUCCUCCUCUGUCCCAUCAACUCCAAGCACCAGCCAGAAGGAGCUACGGAUUGAUGUUCCUCCCACUGCCAACACACCAACUCCUGUCCGUAAACAGUCCAAGCGUCGAUCCAACCUCUUCACGUCUCGGAAAGGGAGUGACCCAGACAAAGAGAAGAAGGUCCUGGAGAGCAGAACGGACAGCAUCGGGAGUGGCCGUGCGAUCCCAAUUAAGCAGGGUAUGCUGCUAAAGCGAAGUGGCAAGUCACUGAAUAAAGAAUGGAAGAAGAAAUACGUGACGUUGUGCGACAAUGGUGUACUGACCUAUCAUCCUAGUUUACAUGACUACAUGCAGAAUGUUCAUGGGAAAGAAAUUGACUUGCUGAGAACCACUGUGAAAGUUCCUGGAAAGAGGCCGCCUCGAGCUACGUCAGCUUGUGCACCCAUCUCCAGUCCCAAAACAAAUGGCCUCUCCAAGGAUAUGAGCAGUUUACAUAUUUCACCAAAUUCAGGGAACGUGACUACUAGCACAUCUGUGUCUCAGAUGGCAAGUGGGAUCAGUCUAGUCUCCUUCAACAGCCGUCCGGACGGUAUGCAUCAGCGCUCUUACUCGGUCUCCAGUGCAGAUCAGUGGAGUGAGGCAACAGUCAUUGCAAACUCUGGCAUUAGCAGUGAUACCGGGUUAGGAGAUUCAGUGUGCUCAAGCCCAAGUAUAUCCAGUACAACCAGCCCCAAACUCGAUCCGCCUCCUUCGCCUCAUGCCAACAGAAAGAAACAUCGCAGGAAGAAAAGCACCAGCAAUUUCAAAGCCGAUGGUAUCUCAGGCACAGCUGAAGAACAAGAAGAAAACUUUGAGUUUAUCAUUGUCUCUCUCACUGGCCAGACUUGGCACUUUGAAGCUACCACAUACGAAGAAAGAGAUGCAUGGGUACAAGCCAUAGAGAGUCAGAUCUUGGCCAGUUUACAGUCAUGUGAGAGCAGCAAGAACAAGUCGCGUUUGACAAGUCAGAAUGAGGCCAUGGCCCUUCAGUCGAUAAGGAACAUCAGAGGCAAUUCCCACUGCGUGGACUGUGAAGCACAAAACCCUGACUGGGCCAGCUUGAAUCUGGGAGCCCUCAUAUGUAUCGAAUGCUCAGGUAUACACCGAAACCUUGGCACGCACCUCUCCCGAGUCCGCUCUCUUGACCUGGAUGACUGGCCUAUAGAGCUCAUCAAGGUGAUGUCUUCUAUUGGGAAUGAGUUGGCAAACAGCGUCUGGGAGGAGAGCAGCCAGGGCCAUAUGAAACCUUCGUCAGAUUCCACAAGGGAGGAAAAAGAGCGCUGGAUACGUGCAAAAUACGAGCAGAAGCUCUUCCUUGCCCCACUGCAGUGCCUGGAACUUUCUCUUGGCCAACACCUCCUGAGGGCUACAGCCGAGGAAGAUCUACGCACGGUCAUCCUGCUCCUCGCCCACGGCACACGGGAGGAGGUGAAUGAGACCUGUGGAGACGGUGAUGGGCGCACUGCCCUGCACCUGGCCUGCAGGAAGGGAAACGUGGUGUUGGUGCAGCUCCUGAUCUGGUAUGGCGUUGAUGUGAUGGCACGCGAUGCCCAUGGGAACACUGCGCUGGCCUACGCCAGACAGGCUUCAAGCCAGGAGUGCAUUGAUGUUCUCCUCCAGUACGGCUGCCCCGACGAGCGCUUCGUCCUCAUGGCCACUCCAAAUCUGUCCAGGAAGAACAACAACCGGAACAACAGCAGUGGAAGGAUGCCCACCAUCAUCUGAGGAGCUUACUCAUGUAUUCGCUGACCUGAAUUACAUCCGCGGCCUCAUAUUCCUCCAUUUCCAUCACGGCUCUGCUCUGUGAGUCCAGUAACUUCCCUUUUCCCUUGACCCUUCGGUGCAUCCCUGUCCCAUCCAGAAACAGCACAUCUGGAUAGCACAAGGGGAUGAGAAGGAGCGAAAGGGGCUGCAGAGAAAGCAGUUGUUUCAGUGACAGCUCUCAAACGAUGAAAAUGGGACAGCGGAAGCGUGCGAGAGCACAUGGGUUCUCUAGGACAUGGCGCGUGGCAUGGGACCAUGGGGACAGUUGUCCCUGGGCACAGGCUCUACAAGUGCAGAAGGCAGGGGUGGAGAGAGGUGAGAGCGGGAGCGAGAGAAGAAAGAAGAAAUGGUAACUUUCCAUAACUGACAGUUAAGCACAUCAGUACAUUUCACCUCUACCAAACGGAACGGCUGGAUUUCAUUCUCUUCUCUGAAGAGCUUGACGGCAUAAAUCAGAAGCAAGCACAGAGUUUGUCAGGUUUGAAGCUCCUAUGAUGGUAUGUGUCAAAUCAGUUGUAGCUAAUCUGUCCAGGGAGAAUACUGGCUUCAUUACACUUGUAUAGUUGAGUUCUUCCAGCAUUACCGCUGUUUAAUAGAACAUGAUUAGUCAUCACGGAGAAAAAAGCAUAUUAGCUGAGGAGGUAGUUACAUGGCACGCUUCGGUGAUUGCUUGGAUGUGAUUGCAAUAUUCUUAGAAGCAUCAUAUUAUCUCAGACAUGUUCUUUCAAGCCCUUGGAGCCCUCCUUUCUAAAUUCACUGUCAUAAUUUAGUAUCUGUUUAAUUUUUCAGUCCAAAGAGAGGAAAUGAGUUGCUGAGUGUUAUUUGACUGCAGUCUCCUUGGUGUAAAAACAAAAUGGAAAAAAUAAAUAAGAGUAACUAUGAAACACAGAAAGGAAUAAUGAGUACUGCUAAGGAAAAACAUUUCAACUACAUUUAGUAAAAUUAAUAAAUGCAUUAAAGGCUAAUAUUUUUUCAGCCAGCAGAAAUACAUUCUGUCAUUUUGCCAAGGUAAACGUGUUGAGUUUUGGGUCACUCCUGUGAUGCAUUGCCUAACUUAUACAGAUUUUGUAUUGUGUCUUUAGAUUAUAUGUAUGUAAAAUCUAUUUGAAUAAAAAAAUCAUAAAUAUGCAUUGAUCUUUUUUGUACAGAAGAUGACACCUCUGUUAAUUUAUAAACUGUAAUGGAUGUGAACUAAAUAAUGUGCAACUAGUUAGGAUCUGUGGAUUCCAGAUCACUGUGUGUUGAAAAUAUCCCCAGCAGUGAACUCUAUUUCCAUUGCAAGCCUUUGAGGAACAUAUCAGAAUGAGAUUAUGGCACGCUUGGCAUGAAAUAUAUAUAUAUAUAUAUAUAUAUAUAUGAGACUGUUUAGAAAAGAAAAGAGGCUGUUUCUCAGCACUGUAAAUACAUUUUAGUUCAAAAGUCACGACGCUUUCGCAAGCCAAGACGAAAAGCCAUAGUCUGGAUGUGUGCAGAUCAGAUUUGAUUAAUUUCAGGACUGAUAGCCUUCACUGAGGUGGGCAGGGCAUGCCUGCCCUAACUCUGAACUUGGAUGCUUUCUGGGAGAAAAAUGGCUUGUUGAAAGUACCCUCGGCAGUUCAUUUGAGUUCCAAGUUUUAAUACUUGACUUGAUUUUUAUUGUUUUAUUAUUAUUAUUAUUUGUAUUAACAGACAGAUCCUGGCUUCUGCCAUUUUCUGCAAAACCAGGUUUCUGGCACAGGGAAGCAGGCUGUACUUUUUUGGCAGAUCGAAAAGUAAUUUUUAAGUGGCUUAUGGCAAUGUAAAGAUGGGGGAAGGGUAUAUCACAGAGAAAGUUGAAAACUCAACUGAAUUAGAUGGCAAAGGGGCAAUUAUGUGAAGUCAGUGAGGUGCACACAGCAUAGUAAUUUGGAAAUCUACCUGCUCCUUAUGUAUUUCCCAAGCCUUCCAUCUUGUUCUUCCUUGGGGCUCUGUAUUUCAUUUGACAUACAAAUGGGAGGAGGAUAGCAAUUGCUAAACAAAAUAUAGGUCGGCACAAAAUGAGAAGGAAAAAAAUUAUUCUGGGUAUCUUUAGGAAAAAAAAAGAAAAUUGCAGAUUGGAUGUAAAAUCAUAAAAUCAUGGGAAAAAAAGUAAGCCCCAAGGUGAAAGCAUGAGAAUACUGACUGGCUAUCCCUGAUCUGCAGUGUUGCUGUUACAUACUUUGUUACUGUACAGACCUCUGACCAUAGAGGGGUCUUCCUCCAUCCAACCUAGGCUGGCUGCAUCAGAUUAAUGCUACAUCUGAUUCUGUUCACACUGGGAUUUUUUUUUUUUUUUUAAUGGAAUAAUUGCUAUUUGUCCACCAUUCCAUGCAGCUCUGGUACUGAUGGGUGGUCCCUUGGCAAUAGGACAGCCCAUUGAAUGUUCAGCUGAGUGGGAUGCUGAAAGCCCUCGUGUCGUGGUGCUCGCAAGCUUUACACCUGUACUGGAGGGCACGGUGCAAAAUGGGGAAUUGCAGAGCAUGUUCUCAGAGGUGCAGGCUGCCUGCUGUUCCUCUGGGAACAUGAAGCAUGUUUCUCUUGGAAAAUCAAGUCCAAUGUUUCAAAUACGUUGUAGGCAGAUUUGCCACGGUUAAGUUCUCAAUGCAUGUUCCAUUUCAGAGCUUAUUUUUUUCCUAAUUGAAAAUAUGUUCUGUACAUAGUUUAAAUGUUCUCUUUGGGCCACCUUUCUCUUCUAGAGAUGAGAGUGAUAUGUGAGAAACAAGGGCAGGCAAGCUGCUGUGCAGAUUUCGGGUAAAAGAAUUGUACACUCCUUUCAUUUAAAGAAUUCUGCAGGUGAACCUUGAAAAACAGAAUUUUUUUAGAAAAGGAACUUCCACUGUAUUUUAGGAAAAAUUAUGUAUCAAGCCUAGCCAGCUAAUAACCUCAUACUUUAAUUAAACAGUGACACAGUUGCUUUUAGCCUAAACAUAGCUUUUCCUUGGAUGUAUCAACAUUGGCAGCGAUGAUGUCAAAGCAGUGCUCUCAUAGGCUGUGCUUGGCUUCCCCAGGGAAAAUCUCCAUCAGCCGAGCCCCAUGGUCCUUGGCUUUGUGCCCUGAGGUCUCAGGACUCUGUGCACUUUCCAGGCGGAUGCAUUUGCGCUUUGCAAAGGGUGUUCUUGAAGCCAUCCAGGUGUGGAGACAGACAGUACAUACAGAGGCUUUGAGAACCUGCAGGAGUUGUUCCCGUUGCUUUCUGUCUUCUAACCUGUCCAUUUUCAGGUCUUCAUCUUGUAUGUAGCCCCUCUUGUUUUUAUGGAGCCCUCUUGCCAGACUGCUUACACCCUUUGAGCACGUGAUGAGCAAAUUAAAAACAAAUUGAAAUCCAGUCAAUAAGAAAUCCCAGCAGAAAUGCGUUGAGUAAAUCUGUUGCUGUUAUCUGAGGAAAUUGAGACUGUCGCUGUGUUUCUCACCGAGUGCCCCAUUGAACCCUUUUCGUGAUCCCGGAUCCUUUUAAACCCCACUUCCUCUGCACUUCAUCCACCGUGACUAAAACACUAGAUGGAAGUGUUUGCUAUUAACAUCAGCACUUUUCUUCUAUUUACGCUAAGCUAAUUGCUGUUGAAGAGCGGAGAUGAGCCAAACGCAUUGAGUCUGGCAACUGAACCUUCACCUACCAGGAGUUCAGGAGGGUUUUACUUAUUCCUCACUAUUUUCUUGGGAAAAUAUAGAGUCUUCGCAGUUCAAAGAUUUGGCCGAGGGUUCCCAUUGCCAGAUUUAUGGUUUCGUUGCUAAAAGGGAGCGGAAGAAAAGCUGUUUCUGGAGAAUCUUGGUAUAUCCCGAGCUGGGAAGACCAGAUGAGCUAUGGGAAAGGAAUGAGGGUUUGUAAGCAUUUCUACUUGGGUGUAGUGUAUAAUAACCGUGUAAACAUGAAUGUUGUUUACUCUGCUGUCUUUCCCCAUUUCCUUAAAUUAUGUGUGUUAGUGCACGGAGCUUUAGCGGCACUUGGAGAUUUCCCCUGGCAAGAGGAAGCUGUGUAACAUAAAGAAGGGAAUAGAGGUGUGUGUGCAGAUAUGUUCUUAGCAGUGAUCUCCAGCACUGUAAUGUAGUAUAAUUAGAUGAUACGGUUUUCAGAUAGCUUCAUCUUUUAUAUUUGUAUGGAGGUUGGGAAAAAUGAAGUAAUUUGUAGUUUCUAGUGUAAAGUAGUAAUGGUGGAGACAAGCACAGAUUUCACAGAGGGUUCCGAAGAGCCCUUCACAAAUGUCUCGGGGAGCCACGUUUGCACCUUAACAGGGAACGGGUGUUGGUUGUACUUGUAGGUACCUAAGGGAAAGAAGGAAAGUGUUGGGGACCAAACGUGGGGCACUUUGUCUGGAUGCGUGAGGACUUGCCCAUUCGCAUUUCAUCGUCAGGACUCUUUGUUUUGUCCUGCUACAGCUGUUAGCACAUGGGAUCUCUGUCUAUUAGUCUUGGAUCCUCUGUUGAACAUCUCCUUCCAUUUGAGUUGAUUCAUGGGUAAAAUUUAUUGUAGGACGAUUCUGGCCAUUGUGUUUGCUGCAUAGCAGAAAGGAACCCUCACUCCAGCUUGAAGUUCUUUUUGAUCAAGAUUAAAAAAAUCCACUCAAUACCACAAAUGAAAAGGUUCUGCAGAGAAUUUUGACUUCUUAUAUUCUAAGCUACCAAAAAACAAACAAACAAACAAAAAAAAACCUACAGUGGUUUAAAUGAUCUUAUUAGAAGGAAAUCUCCUGUUUGAAAAAGUAUGGAGUAGAGCAAACUAUCCAAAGCUGUCGAUAGGUAGAUCCGUUCUAGUUUUUGUUUGUUUUCUAUCGUGGGCCAGUUUUUAAAUAUUUGGUGAUUUCAUCUCAUAGUAGUUCCCUUGAGUUGGCUGAAUGUGUCUCACAUUUUAAACAGGGGAUAGAUUCAGAGCUGUCCAUAGGUCUUGUUUUGAAAGAAGGGUUGCAUGAUUUCUGAAGAUAAGACAGUCUUUCUUCAGUGCCACCCUCACCCUGAAUCACUACUCAUGUUUUUGGUGAUCUUGGCCCCUGUGUUUCAUUUCAGGCUACAGUAAUGUGUGGAUGAAUUAACUCCCACAGUUUACUUUUGCUCCCUGAAUGCUUGGGGGACUUUUCUUGGGGGCAGAUGGAGGAAAAAUGUCUUUGUGCAUUUCACCUCUCUCCAAUCCCUGGAGCAUAUUCAGGUGGUAGCAGUCGAUUGUGCUGACAUGCAGUGCUUCUGCUUUCUCUUGGCCAUGAACUUCUGGGCGUGUAUUUGCUUCCAGUCCUAACAGUUGCCUAUUUUGCGAUACUUCGGAGCUAGUAUUGUUUACCUGUGUGUUAUGUACAAAGUGUGAAGGGGGGUGGGGGGCUUAUGGAGGUCUAAUGGCAUGCCUUUGGGAUGACCGUGUUGCUUGCUGGCAGUGAAUGCACCAUCAGCUGUUUUGUGUAUGCCACGUUCUACAGAACUGAUCAGUGUGUUUUGCUUCUGAGAACUCAUCCUUCUGUCCUUCCCACCUCCCUCUGCCUGUGGUUAGGGUAGCUAAAUACUGUGAGGGCAACUGCGUGGGAACCUCUGAGAAACCCCAGUGCCUCUUGGGAAGCUGGAAGCACUUCCUGGUCUCUAAUUGCCAGAUGGAGGGAAUGAAACUAUGCUGAAGGUGAGCCCCAAGCCCAGGCAGGACUGAGGAAGGCUCUGGGUGCUGUUUGGCAGGUAGUUCCCACAUCUAGAAGCUCAGUGGUUGAGCUGAGUUGGUCAUCAAGUGCAGUGAAGUCCUAAGGUAAAGCAGUGUAUUGCAUGGAUGUCACUAACCAGAUUAACUAAAAGUGCUUUGCAUUUGUGUGUGUGUAUGUAGACACAUAUGUGCUCAACAUACCUCUGUCAGCCAUCAUCUAAGUGUCCACGCACACAUUUACACAUCAAUCACAGCCCGAAGCUGGAGCCAAGUUUUCAGUUCCAUGUUUAUAAACGGGCAUGUUUCCCAGUUUGGCUCAGGCCAGCCAUUUCCAGGAGUGCAGGAGGUCUGCGAGGUACUGCACAGGGCAGGGAGAUGCAGGAACUGGCUCUGGAAAGCUCAGGGUUCGCAGAGAUACCUGUCUCAAAGCAAAAAUUCAGCUCUUUCAGAUGGCAACACUCGAAUUCUGAAACUGGAACUGAACUGGCCGCCUGGAUUGGGAUGGGAACCCCAGCCCAGCAGCCUGUGGGCACUGGGGAAGGAGAUGUGGAUGGGGAUAAGGACAGAAGACUUGCUUCCCAGAGGCCCUAUCUUUUUUAUAAAUGUGCUUAAGACUCCGCCUUCUGACUAAAUUUAAGUGUGGGCCCAGGGACUGCCCUCCUGCAGCCGAUCCAAUGGUAUUCUGGGUCCUUUGUGUGCCUACAGGGUCACCGAGGAGGGAGACGUGAUGAGAUGUUGGUGAGGAGCAGGGCACCUCCUCAUCCCUACCCAGGUCUCUGGCCAUUGAACUCUCACAUGGUGCUUUGAGGGAGCCAUAAGCAUCAGCCAACAUGUGCUAAGGCCUUGCAUGUACCAGUAGAGCAGGGAAGCCCGUACAGGUGUGCUCACACCAUCUCUACUCUUGCUUUUGGUUGUAGUUGUGAUCAUACCAGGGGAGACUGGUGGGCAGGUUGGGCUGGGGUUCAGCACACCCCUAUGGGCUUUGCCAAAUCCAGGGCAGAGCUGUCUGGGAGAGGCAGAACUGGGCUCAGAUGCACAAGGGCCAUGGUUGGGUGUCAGUCCACCACUGGGAUGCGUGCCCCGUUCCUCCCCUCACGCCCAUGAGUGAUGCAAAGGCUGGACUUGGUGUUCAGGGGUGCUCAGCCCCAUGUCGUUGCAUUUUUUUUUGCUUUGUGAUGCUUGUGUUUCUGGUUAGGAAACCAGAAGGGGUUGCCCAGGUGAGUCGGGACACCUGAGAACUGUGUUUGGGGUAGAGGCAGAGAUACCUAGCACAUGGCAGGCUUUAGAGCAAGGUUUGUUUUGGUUGGUUUUUUUUCUGUUUCUGUAAAUAGUAAUAUAUAAAUGAUGACAAGACAGUGUGGAAAUUAUUAAAAAAUACGUCUUCUGUUGUUUUUAUAUUACCUCAUUCAGCAAGUUUGUUUUACAAUGACUCGAUGCUUUAUUUAUAUUGUUUGUACUGUAAUUAAAACGAUUGAUAAACAUUUCACUUUGCUUGUUGUUUCAUAUGAUUUUGUUUUGAUUACGUAUGCCAGUUUGUAUUAUGUUUCCCUUUCCUCCCUCUUCGCCUUGAGAUUUUUGUGUCAGCUGUACAGUAUUCCAAAUUAAAAAAAAAAAGGAAAAAAGUUGUAAAGUACUGCAGAGGGAGACUGCUAUAUUGUAUAGUCUCUUUCUAAUAAAGACAAGAAAACUUGUUCGUCACA
Molecule: messenger RNA, 10888 nt
Organism: Numida meleagris (helmeted guineafowl)
Lineage: Eukaryota; Metazoa; Chordata; Aves; Galliformes; Numididae
Gene: AGAP1
Product: ArfGAP with GTPase domain, ankyrin repeat and PH domain 1
Exons: 18
Coding region: 74-3544 (1156 amino acids)
Cellular component (GO): nucleus
Molecular function (GO): GTPase activator activity; GTP binding; protein binding
Source: RefSeq, a predicted model, not a curated record